Messenger RNA from Thlaspi arvense, 3585 nucleotides. Lineage: Eukaryota; Viridiplantae; Streptophyta; Magnoliopsida; Brassicales; Brassicaceae. The record is from the annotation of a GenBank genome assembly.
AAAGUUGUCAAAACUAGCCGUUGCAAACUCUUUCUUUCCUCGAAACAGCCGCUCCUUCUGACUUCUCUCUCCUUCACUAAAUUCUCUCUCUCUCUCACUCAGCUCAGCUCAACAUUUUCUGAUCUCAAUCUCUCUCAGCUGCGCAAGCCUCUCAUGGCGACCUGUAUCAGAAAAGGAUCACCCAAUUCCGAGCCAAAACUUCAACCUCGCGCCAGAUCUCCUCUCUCCGAGAAUCUUUCUCCAGCUACCUUCCCGCGAUCUCCUCUCUCCUUUGUCUCUCCUCAGAGCUUGCCUCCGUUGAAGUGGAGCUCCGGUCGAUUAUCAUCGCCUAAGCUCGUAGCUCCCACUACUCUUCAUGAUGAUGAUGAUGUCGAUGAUUCCAAUGAGGAAAACAAAGAUGACGAUGACAUGAGUAUUUCAUCGGUUUCGGAUGCCGGAGGAGGCACCGAGUUAUUCUCCGAUUACGAUAUCGAAGACGACGAGGAAGAGACGGUGACGGCUGGAAGACUUUACGAUGAAGAAGAAGUGUUUGGGCAUAAUAAGUCCAGCUCGAAAUUGAACAGAGGAGUGUUGAAGGAUAAGAAUCUGAGGAUUGAAGUUCCGUUUGUUAACAGAAGAGCCACAGACGGAGAUUUGGGUCUCCGGAAAUUCGCACUGAUAAAUUCAGCUCCGGGCAGCUAUCUCCGCGAGGAACGGCCGCAUACUCUGAGCUCCAAGGGAACGGUGUAUUGGGAGACUGAAGAUCUGGGAACCCCAAGUGCACCACCUAUAAUGGAUAUUGGACAAGAAGACAACAGCUUGGAAAUAGAAAAGGAAAUUGAGCAGAUUGAGGAUGAGAUUUGCAGAGAAGCAGGAGUUGAGAGCAAUCAAGAAAACAUCGGUUGCAUAGCUGGUGAUAUCAGUUCUCAUUUCUAUAAAAAUGCAGAUUUUGCGGAAAGUGUGAAGGACACUGAAACUGGGGAAGAUGCGCAAAUACAGGAAAUGUGCUCGGAUGAAUUAGAUUGCCAUAGUAUCAGUGGUCAAUAUGCUUGGCAAAGUCUUUUGGCAUAUGAUGCUUGCGUAAGGCUAUGUUUGUAUGCAUGGUCAAAGGGUUCCUCUGAGGCACCUGAGUUUCUGCGUGAUGAGUGUCGUCUUCUUCGAGGUGCAUUUGGUUUGCAUAAGUUUCUCUUGCAACCUCGGGGUGUACGAUCGACUGAAGAAAACAAAAAUGUGAAACCAGAGCAAAAGGCAUCCUUGAAGACUAAAAGCGUGGUUAGAAAGCUAAGGGUGGAAGUAAAGAGACUUCGAUUGAUACCACAGCGAAAACUUAGAGGCAUAGAUUCGUUGCGGAGUUUAAUGAACAUGCCAAUGGGGGCAGAGUAUUGCCGGCAAGUUUCAUCGCUUGUGAAAACUGGGAUGACUUCUAUUAAAAUGGCUACCCUUUCAGCAGUUUCAGAAGAGCAAUUCUCCUGCUACCUUCAAAUGAAGAGCACAGCAGAAGGAGCUCAAAAUGAACAAGGAACUUCUGUUUGUUUGCAAUCAGGAACUGGAAGUUACCAUGUCUUCUUUCCUGAGCCAGAAGGCGAUGCUCUUCUGAUAGAAGUUCAAGAUAAGAAGAAAUCAGUUCAAGGAAAAGUAACGAUUCCUAUGGCAUCCUUAACUGACAAUCCGAAUGAAAACGUUAGAUGGUGGCCAAUAUACCAUGGUGAACAAGACUGUGUUGGCAAGAUCCAGCUCUUUCUUGGUAGCACGGCCACAUCCGAUGAAGACUAUCACAUAAAGAGUGCACCUGUUGUGGAGACACUAGCAUACGAUCUGCUACUGGAAGCUGCUACACGUGCCCAAAAGUUUCAUUCUCAAAACUUAGAACUGAAUGGAUCUUGGAAAUGGCUGUUAAGCGAAUUUGCAGAAUAUUACGGAGUUUCUGAUUCAUAUACCAAGUUGAGAUACCUCUCACAUGUAAUGAAUGUUGCAACUCCAACAAAAACUUGCUUACUACUUGUUCAUGAGUUACUUGUACCGAUCCUAAGUGCUCGAAGUGAGAGGAGUCUGACCAGACAGGAGUCCUUAGAUGAAAACUGCCCUUCAGGGCUGGCAGACAUAGAUGGUCCGGUGCAAGAGUCCGCUUCAACAGCGCUUUCUCCAGCUGUACAGGUUUUUGCCCUCCUGCAUGAUAUAUUGUCCAUUGAAGCACAAGAAAUUUUGAAGAAUUAUCUUCAGACAGCAGCUAAGAAGAGGUGUAGGAAACACAUGGCUGAAACCGAUGAGUAUGUCUCCUGCAACUCUGAAGGUUUCCUUUUGGAUUCUGUCACAAUCUCUACAGCCUACCUGAAAAUGAAGAAUCUUUGUCUUAACAUAAGUAACGAAAUAGAGACUGAUAUAAAGAUCACCAAUGAGCAUGUAUUCCCAAGCUCGAUCGACCUAUCAAACAUAGCUGCCGCAGUAUACAGCACUCAGCUUUGUAACCGGCUCAGGUUAUUUCUGUCAGCAGUACCACCAUCCUGCCCACUGCCUCAUGUCAAUGAGCUUUUGAUUGCUGUUUCCGAUUUCGAAAGAAACCUCGAUUCAUGGGGCAUCAGUCCAGUGCAGGGUGGUAUAGACUCUAGGGGGUUAUUCCACAACUACAUAAUGGUUUGGAUACAUGAUAUGGAACUUAGGCUACUUGACCGAUGCAAAGCGGAAAAGGUUCCCUGGUCUGGUGUGAUUACAAAUCACUCAACAUCACCGUUUGCUGAGGACAUGUAUGGGAGAAUAAAAGAUUCUCUUGUCGAGUAUGAAGUAGUGAUUAGUCGAUGGCCACAAUACACAUUGAUCUUGGAAAAUACUGCUUCAACUAUAGAGAGAGCAAUCGUUAAAUCGCUGGAGAAACAAUACAAUGACAUACUUACUCCUUUAAAAGACAGCAUUCCAAAGAGGCUUAAUAUGCAUGUCCAGAAGCUGACAAGAAGGCAAUCAUCAGCUCUCUACUCUGUUCCAACUCAACUAGGAACUUUUGUCAACACCAUAAAGAGAAUUCUUGAUGUUCUACAUCACAGAGUUGAGGAUAUCUUGCGGCAAUGGGCAUCGUGUCUUCCAGUUGUUGAAGACAAGAAGUCACUCUUUGGGGAGCAGAUGAAUGCAAUCACGGUCUUGCUCAGGACAAAAUACAGAAACUACAUGCAGGCCGCGGUUGAUAAACUUGUUAGCAACACGCAAUCAAACAAAAGCACAAGGCUGAAGAGAAUCUUAGAGGAGAUAAAAGAAAACGAGAGAGAAGGCGAAGUCCGUGAACGUAUGAAGAUGCUAUGCUCACAAAUCACAGACUCAAUCUCAAAUCUGCACGAUGUCUUCACAAGUCAGAUAUUUGUGGCUUCGUGCCGCCUCUUCUGGGAUAGAAUGGCACAGGUGGUCUUGAAGUUUCUUGAGGGAAGAAAGGAGAAUGAAGUAGGCUACAAAGGCUCUUACUAUGCUCUUGGGAUAGUGGAGGACACGUUCGCAUCAGAGAUGCAGAGGCUGCAAGGGAACUCGCUACAGGAGAAGGAUAUGGAGGCUCCUCGUUCGGUGAUUGAAGCACGUUCCAUUCUCUCUAGAGACAAUACCAAUCACUCUUCUUACUUUUAUGUCUAG